Messenger RNA from Penicillium concentricum, 1599 nucleotides. RefSeq names its product glycosyl hydrolase family 79 C-terminal domain-containing protein. NCBI's taxonomy places the organism in Eukaryota, Fungi, Ascomycota, Eurotiomycetes, Eurotiales, Aspergillaceae. The record is from RefSeq and is a predicted model, not a curated record. The coding region runs from base 1 to 1599 and encodes 532 amino acids. The transcript is spliced from 5 exons.
AUGUUCUUUUAUUCUUCUGCUCUUGUGGGCGCCGCACUGCUGCUCCAGCAAGUGCAGGGCCAUCAGAGCCACCCUAUAGCUAUCCCCGAUAUAUCCAAGGAUAGCAGCCCGGUUUCUAGAGACUUGCAGUCAUUUUCCCUUGAAUUUGCCUAUUUCCCUGACUUUGCCGGCAACAAAUCACACCCGAAUGAGUUUACUAAGGCCUUGCUGGACAACUUCGAGAAGAUUACCGGUGUCCUUCCCAAAGUCCGAGUGGGGGGAACUACCCAGGAUCAUUCCACUUACGUCUCCGACCAGAAAGAAAGCAUCCAUCUGAUCUACAAGGACCCCUCCGACGACCAACCAGAACGGGUUACUUAUGGCCCCGGCUUCUUCGAGUCGUAUCAUACUCUGGGUAAUAUUCAAUAUAUUCACGGUUUAAAUCUGAACGAGUCUGAUCCCACCCAUCUUGGGGCUGCGACUACCCAAGCCUGUAAAUCAAUUGGUUCCAAGUUGCAUCUCCUUGAACUGGGCAAUGAGUUCAAUCUGUCUCCGAUCAUGUACCGAUCUCCCAAUUACACAAUUGAGGAUUAUGUCCGUGAGUGGAAUGCCAAGUCUGCAUACGUUAGGGUCACGGUUCAGAAGGCUUGCGGUGGCUCAUUCCCGGGUUUCAUGGCGCCCAGUUUCCUAUUACUUGACGGUGUUGAUAUGACUCCUCUUCUGGAUCAAUUCCCAGGAGAUGUAACACAAGGACCUAUGCUUCACUUUGUUGAUCCUGCCACAACUGCAGAGAAGCUCUUCAAUGAGGAUUCAUACGACAAGAAGAGCCUGAUCAAGGAACUCGGUUUCCAUCACUACAUGGGCCUGAACAUGGAGGCGAUACCGGAUACCCCUAGUGAUCUCCAAAAGAUACUCAUGAACCACACGAACGUUGUCGAGGCCCUCAAAACACACGUUGAACGUGCCCAGAACCUCUCAUACCUUGGUCAUCCAUAUGUCAUUUCAGAGACCAACUCCAUCGGAUUCCAAGGACGCAACGGACAAUCAGAUGUAUUCGGUUCUGCCUUGUGGGUGGUCGACUUCUCCCUCUGGGCUGCGCAAAAUAACAUCGAGCGUCUCCAUUUCCACCAAGGCCUUGAUUACCGCUACGGCGCAUGGCAGCCAGUCCAAGGCAAGAAGCAGGCCCCAACCACCAGAGCACCAUAUUAUGGACACAUCAUGGUUGCCUCUACUAUUGGGUCCUCAGACGACGCCCGGGUCGCGAACAUCCCCCUGCAGAGCGAUACCGAGUCUGCAUAUGCAGUUUACAACGGCAACAAGCUGUCAAAGCUUGUUGUCCUCAACCUGAAAGCCUUUAACCACACAGAAAGCCCUCGCCCAAGCAAAACCUACACCUUCCAAGUGCCGAACGAGUUUACUGGAGCAAAGAUUGAGCGUCUCACUGCCCCAGGGAGCGAUUCGCUGGAUGGUAUUACUUUCGGAGGCGUUUCAUACGACUAUGACUUGCAACAAGGAAAGCCUGUCAUAAUCGAUCCACAGCAUGAGCAAGCCGUUUUCCAGGAUGGCGUCGUCAGUAUCACUGUGCCGGACUCCUCUGCCGUUCUCUUGACAUUGAAGUGA